Molecule: messenger RNA, 1161 nt
Organism: Spirometra erinaceieuropaei
Lineage: Eukaryota; Metazoa; Platyhelminthes; Cestoda; Diphyllobothriidea; Diphyllobothriidae
Source: the annotation of a GenBank genome assembly
AUGGCAAAGAGGAUUUAUCAAAGUGAGGCCGCGUUGUCAGCUCUCAGCGACAGCUCCUCUAAGAUAAUCGGAGCCUUUGUGCGGACGCAUCUAAAAUACGUCAUAGAGGUAUGGGGACCUUGCACUGUGCAGAGUCGUGCGACAAAAAUGACCGAAGGUCUAGGGACACUACCCCAUGAAAACAGAUCACCAACCCUCAACCUACUUGCCCUUUCCUACAAGGUGGUUCCAUACUAACCUUCCGCAUAAUAAAUGGCCUGGACUGUCGCUUUGUCCCCAGCGAUUUUUCUCACUCAGACCAACUCGUCCACUUCGCGCCAUCAUCCCCUAAAUCUAGGCGCUGAUAAUGCAAAUAUCAAUUGACGCAAUUGCUUCCUCAGCAACAGAGAAUUUGUCGCGUAGAAAGCCCUGUCCCCUGGCGUUGUUCUCUUCUGUAUGGAUUCGUCCAAGGGCAAACUCGACGCGCAAAUAGCUUCUCGCUUACCAGCCACACGCCAACCCACAUAACUGGUCACCGAAUUUACCUGUGUUAUACUACUUGCAGUAAGCGAGUAGACGUUUAUUUUUGCUAUUUAUCGUAUGAACGUCUGCUUUUCUAUCAAUUUGCCUUACUUAUGGGUGUUUUUUCCUAAACAUUUUUUAAUAAAUAGGGAGUUCAAAGGCCCUCUCCCAACUUUUCUUCUGAAAAGCCGAACUGAACUCAAUUUCUGUGAAUCCGCACGUCGAACCUUUUCGAUCUUCCAUGUCAGUUCAUAUUACACAUAAUGUCGCGUAAUCAUUAGCUUAAUUUUUUUGCUAAAACAGCUUGCCCUAAUUGGAUCUCCGUUUGCAUAUUUUAUCGGGCAACUUUACAAAACAGAGACGCAUAAUAUAAUCGUUAACCGGGCUAUCCUUAAUCGCCUCUAGAAGCAGUCAGGCGGGUCCCAGGAAGCAGUUCAGAAGAAGAAGAAGAAGAAGAAGAAGAAGAAGAAGAAGAAGAAGAAGAAGAAGAAGAAGAAGAAGAAGAAGGAGAAGAAGAAGGAGAAGAAGAAGAAGAAGAAGAAGGAGAAGAAGAAGAAGAAGAAGAAGAAGAAGAAGAAAAAUACGACCGCUGAGCUGCUGGUGCCUCCACUGACCUCAUCUGUAACUGUUUCAGUGUGGAUCCUUAAGACAGGUCAAUGA